Messenger RNA from Leptopilina boulardi, 863 nucleotides. RefSeq lists its product as uncharacterized. Lineage: Eukaryota; Metazoa; Arthropoda; Insecta; Hymenoptera; Figitidae. The transcript has 5 exons. The record is from RefSeq and is a predicted model, not a curated record. The coding region runs from base 237 to 776 and encodes 179 amino acids.
CAUUCCUCAAAUUCAAUAACAUUCACUGUUUGCAAUCAGAACUAAUCUCUGCUGCAAUGUUAUAAAUUAAUUAUUAAUUAACAAUUGAUUAAUUUAUAAACAAUUGUAAUUAAUGAAUUUGAGUCACCGCAGUAAUUAGGAUUGAUUAUUAAUUUGCGACGUCUUCCUAUUGUAUGUCGAGAAAACAGCAAAGUGUCCGGUUACCGGUUAGGAAUUUAUUAAAAUAAGGCGGAAAAAUGUUGCUUCCUCUUUACACCGCUUUAUUAUAUCUGCAAUGGCUAAAAUUGAUUGUUUAUUGCCUCGAAUUUAUUUAUCAUCAAAAUCGGUCAAAUAGACGCUGGCAUGUGAGACCUCAAAUAAGUGUUGCACUCCGAGACCAUUAUGGUGCAUACGAGUGUCUAUUUUUAUAUUAUGCCAAUUGCGAUCACGAGAAAUUUAAGGAAAUGUCUCGUUUAUCAGUAAAAGCCUUCAAAAUACUCCACGACAUUAUUGGACCGAGUCUCGUAAAAAGAAGUCGCAGAAUCCCAUUGUCGUCGGAGUUAAGAUUAGCAAUUACGUUGAAAACGACUACUAAUCACCCUUUCCAAAAAGAAAAUGUAGAGUCAUCUGAUGAAGAUGUGGAAAUGACUGACAACAGUGGAGACAAUAUAUUUAGACACUUUCCGGCCCGGGAUAAUGCAAGGAACGAUAUCCUUUUACAGCGCCAGGAGGAGGUUCUGUGGGACGCAUGGGUGAAGAUUCCCGAAAAAAAAGGAAACUCUGCUAUUUUGAAUUAAGAGAUUUGUUCCAAAAUAAAAAAUAACAUUUAAAGUUCUUUGCAGUUCUUAAAUUUAAAUAAUAAAUAAAUAACAACAUUACACAAA